AUGUCCCUGAGCAAGGCCCCAAGGCUGGCAGAGGGCCGGGUCACCCUGGGGGCAGCCGUCUUGCUGCUUGGACUCUGGGCAGUACUGGCUCCAGUCCAGUGCUCUCAAGGCCGUCCCUCAUGGCGCUACAUCUCUUCGGAGUUGGUGAUACCCAGGAAGGAGUUGCACCGAGGCAAGGGUGUUCAGACGCCGGGCUGGCUCUCCUACAGCCUGCGUUUUGGGGGCCAGAGGCACGUUAUCCACAUGCGGCGCAAGAAUUUAUUUUGGCCCGGACACCUGCUGCUGAUGACUCAGGAUGACCAAGGAGCCUUGCAGAUGGACUACCCCUUCGUCCCUUCAGAUUGUUACUACCUCGGCUACCUGGAGGAGAUUCCUUUUUCCAUGGUCACCGUGGACACGUGCUAUGGGGGUCUUGAAGGUAUUAUGAAGUUGGAUGACCUUGCAUAUGAAAUCAAACCCCUCAAGGAUUCAGAAAGGUUUGAACAUGUGGUUUCUCAGAUAGUGGCAGAUGCCAAUGCAACAGGACCUGCAUAUGGACCGGGACACAAGGAGGAUAGACACCCACUGUUCCCUGAAGCAGAUGUCAGUGUAGCCCCCAGGAGUGCUGAUCGUAGUCUACUUUUCGUUGGUUAUCUAGGCAGACAUUAUUUAAUAUUAGCUAUUGUAUCAACCCAACUCAUUGGGAGAAGUUUUGGUCUGUGGUAUGAUGGUGAUAACUGCUAUUGCAUGAGAAGGAGCACCUGCCUUAUGGCAAAAUACCCAGCCUUGACAGAUGCCUUCAGUGACUGUUCCAUUGGGCAUUGGUGGAACAUAGUAGGACUACGGGGCAGUUGUAUAUUUAACACAACGGUGAGCUACUUUAAUGAAAGCCUGAUAAAGAUGCGUUGUGGAAACUAUAUAGUGGAGGAUUGGGAGCAAUGUGACUGUGGCUCCUUCAAGCAGUGUUACAGCAACAAAUGCUGCGAGUAUGACUGCAUGUUGGAGGAAGGGGCUACUUGUAAUGAAGGCCUAUGCUGUACAAACUGUACCUACUCUGAACCUGGGACACUCUGCAGACCAAUCCAGAAUACAUGUGAUCUUCCAGAGUACUGUUUUGGAACAACCAGUCAAUGCCCAGAAGAUUUUUAUAUGCAGGAUGGAACGCCCUGUACUGAAGAAGGCUACUGCUAUCAUGGAAACUGCACUGACCGCACAAUGCACUGCAGAGAAAUCUUUGGAAGACACGCUAUUAACGCUCAUGACGUCUGCUAUACAAUAAAUAGAAAAGCCAAUCGAUUUGGACACUGUACAAGAAAUGAUAGGGUGUUGAACUAUGCUGCUUGUGGAGAAGCAGACAUAAGAUGUGGAAGGCUGCAGUGUAGCAAUGUCACUCAUGUUCCCCGGUUGCAGGAACAUGUUUCAUUCCAUCAGUCAAAGAUCUCAGGGGUCUGGUGUUGGGGAGUAGGCAGUCACUAUUCCCCAGAAACAACUGAUGUUGGUCAUGUGAGAAGUGGUACCCCCUGCGCUCCUGAGAGGUUCUGUCUCAAUAGCGCCUGCAAUGCUCGUAUAGAUGCAAUAACUUAUGACUGUCCCCCUAAGAAAUGCAAUCAUAGAGGAAUUUGCAACAAUAGAAGGAAUUGCCAUUGCCAUGUAGGCUGGGAGCCUCCACUGUGCUUAAAGAGAGGUCCUGGAGGGAGCAUGGACAGCGGACCCAGUUCAAGAAGAAUUCGCUCAGUAAAAACAAGCCAAGCAUCGAUCCUAUAUUUGAAACUGGUCUUUGGUCGCAUUUAUACCUUCAUAGCUGCACUCCUCUUUGGUGUGGCCACCAAUGUUAAAAAUGUCAAGACCUCCAGAGUUAAGGAAGUGAUAGUAGGUGAUAAAUAAAUUAUAAACCAGCCUCCCGACCCCUGUACAACCAUUGGUAAUAUAGAAGUAAUAUCAAUAUAUAUGAUGAAAUCAGUAAUAAGAUGGCAAAGCUGAAUAUCAUGUUCUAGAAGUCUGCAGGAGAUGACGGGGGAUUUCCGUACAUCAGGGGCGGUCAAGAGGCAUCGAUGUUCUCACAUCAGGUCUCUUUGAUAGGUCACUGAUCAGGGCUGUGAAAUAAAUCUUGAAAAACCACUUGUUGGUGCCCUCUAAUAUUUUGUAAACUCUAAGAGAGCAAAUUGAGCUUGAGACUUUGGCCCGGAGAGAGACCUGAGUCAGCAGCUGGGUCUUGACCUGAGUUCACUGGUCCCAGUAAUAACAAACAUUUUCAUGGGCUUCUUUAGGGGCAGAUUCAUAACAUUUCUCCAAAUUAGUGCUCUUGAACACUGGGGUUUUCUGCUUCCUCUAUUUAAUCUCUUCUUCUCUAAACCCAAAGUGGGUUCAGGGUAAUAGAGGGCCCCUCCCAACCAGCACUGUCUGUCUCCUUCUGGGGUGGCUGUGGUCUGUGGGGUGAGAGUGAUGUGGGCUCAAUUCCCACCUAGCAUAAACUAGGACACUCCGGAGAGCAUAUUUCCCAAGGUGGGACACGGAGAUCAGGAGGCUGAAUGUAGCAUUCACUGAAAUUCCAUCAGAAAGUUAGGUAGAAAUGCCUAUCAGGGACUCUGGCAUUCAGAGGGAGUCCUGUGAAUGUUAAUCCCUCCCUUCCUUCUUGCAUCUACA
Molecule: messenger RNA, 2622 nt
Organism: Balaenoptera acutorostrata (minke whale)
Lineage: Eukaryota; Metazoa; Chordata; Mammalia; Artiodactyla; Balaenopteridae
Product: disintegrin and metalloproteinase domain-containing protein 21-like
Exons: 2
Coding region: 1-1863 (620 amino acids)
Biological process (GO): male gonad development; proteolysis
Cellular component (GO): plasma membrane; external side of plasma membrane; sperm head plasma membrane
Molecular function (GO): metalloendopeptidase activity
Source: RefSeq, a predicted model, not a curated record